Pyricularia grisea is the source of this 756-nucleotide messenger RNA. RefSeq lists its product as uncharacterized. Lineage: Eukaryota; Fungi; Ascomycota; Sordariomycetes; Magnaporthales; Pyriculariaceae. The coding region runs from base 1 to 756 and encodes 251 amino acids. The record is from RefSeq and is a predicted model, not a curated record. The transcript has 2 exons.
AUGGGUAUAUCGCAUUUAGAAGGGCCAGUGCAAUUCUACGUAACGAAUCCAGUUUCAAGGGCUUAUACCGUUGGUCACCUUGACAAACGCCUGCCACUGCCUCCAAGCCUCUCCACUCUUGAGUGCCCAGCGCGCCCUCCUCACGCCCUCCUUCCAACGCUCCCCUCCGGGCCCACGCUCCUUGAUGACUACCCCAUCGUCACCGUGGCCCAUGUUGCUCUGGUCGGCCUCGCAGAUGCCACUGGCGACGAAGAGCGUGGCCGUGUUCAACAGCACGAACUCGAGGAUGGGGUCGUCGUCGGCCAUCUCCCCGCGCAGGAUCUUGGUCAGGAUCUCGGCGUUCUCGGCGGGCUCCUUGUUGCCCGACACGUUGGCGAGCGGGUGGUGCUCCGAGAUGACGGCCUCGCCGUUGCCCUCUCCGUCGCGCCGCCGCCUCAGCCGCCACACGUUGGUCGGGCCCGCGCAGCUGACCUCGUCGAGCUCCUCGACGCCGCAGAUCACCAUGGCCUUGUCGACGCCGGCCAUCCUGAGCGCCUCGAGGAAGACGGAACCCAGCUCGGAGCGCGCGACGCCCAGGACCCGGGCCUCGAGGACGGGGCUGCCGACGCCAGAAUCGAUCGGGUUGGACAAGGGGCCGAUGAGGUUGAAGAGCGUCCUCCACGGAAGCUGCUUGCGUAUCGGGGCGACGUAGCGCAUGCCGGUGUGGAAUACUGGGGCGAAGAGGAAGGCGUAGUUGGUCUCGGAGUAGACCUUUGA